Messenger RNA from Brassica napus (rape), 1558 nucleotides. RefSeq lists its product as uncharacterized. The transcript has 3 exons. Lineage: Eukaryota; Viridiplantae; Streptophyta; Magnoliopsida; Brassicales; Brassicaceae. The record is from RefSeq and is a predicted model, not a curated record. Bases 830 to 1132 code for a protein of 100 amino acids.
AUAUAAUUGCAUAAUUGCAUUAAAUACCAAAUUAUAUAAGUUUCAAUAAUGCAGACAAACUAUUAUUCUCUAUUUGGCUUAUAUAUUGGAUGUACUACUGCCCAUACAGUUAAACGGAAAAACAUAAAAAAGAGUAAAUGACAGAAGAUAAAUCAAAAUAGAUUCAUAGAAAAAUAAUUCUAACAAAUGUGAAAGUAUUAUGUAUUAUCUAUAAUAAUAAAGUUGGGUUAUGCUCUCACCACAGGCUUCCACGACAUCAAGGAGAGGGGUGCUUUUCGCGACACGUGGCGUCUCGGUAGGGUAUCCGUGUUUUUCACGCUCUCUCUUCCUUCUUGCUCUCACGCUCUCUCUUCCUCCUCGCGCGUGUCUGCGCGGUUGUUCAACCAAAGAGGUUGGGCUUCUGUCAUUAAUUUAGGCCCAAAUGUCAUUAGGUCUUCUUCUUCGUUGUUCUUCUUCUUCCCUACCUCUUUCACAGAAAGUAACGUCCCAAGGAUUUUUUCUAUGACAUUUAUUCUCAGUUUUUCCAUUUAUUAAUCCACUCCUCAUGUAUUAUGAUUACGAUCUACCUCUUCGUUCACCCUGUAACCGCCUCGACCUCCAUCUAUAAAUACCGGCCCUCACUUCCAUUCACAGCACAUCUCAAACAAUUUUCUCAGACAUACGAUCUCCUAGAAGCAACAUAUUCAGAUGGCGAAUUCGUACACUCUGCUUGCCAAUUUGAGAGCCGGCCGAUGCUCUAAUACUGCUGAGGUCCGCCUACUGAGGUUCUGGGAGGCCAGAAAUAUCAACAAAGGAGGGGAGCUGAUGAGUAUUGAGUUGCUGCUCAUCGAUGAGGCUGUGGACAGAUAGUCUCAUCCCUUCCAAUGCUUUCAGCCCCGAAGAUAUGGCCACAGAAGAACCGUGCGACAUUACGUGCAGAUUUUGUGAUGGGCUUCUUGCUAUUCAAGAUUACCCACAAGGGUUCCCGCGACCAGAGAUAUCAACGGAAACGCAAAGAGUUCUGACAAGAGAGACGAUACAGAGAGCAUUUCAUGCUACAGAAGUAGGGUUAGCUUCUCAUUCUCUAAGCUGUGGAGUACAAUGCGAGUUUGGCAACUGUUGGCACUUGCUCUUUUGUUGGUGUGAUAUAUAAUAUAUCAUAUAUCAGAGUCCUCUUUUCAUGACGAGUCUUUGAGAUUAACGGGUUAUCUUAGGAAAGAACGGGAUCUGGUGGGAUCUCUGCUAUUCAGCUGUCGAGUGAACAUAAUGCUAACAAUGAGGAUGUUCGUUUUGAGCUUAAGGACUUGCAUCCUGAUGACCCGCAGAUCGUUGUGUUUAAGCAUGGAGUUGGCGAGUUAAGGGGAUCAUCCAAGUAGUUUCUCAUUCUCUCCAGCACUUGUAUUCUACUGUCAUAGAAGAAUAGGAUUCAAUGCUUAUGGAAAGAUGAUUCAAUGCCUUUCUCUUGAUACUUGGUUGUGGCUCAAGUUCUUGAUUUUGGUUAUAAUUUUGUUGUGAUGGUGCUUCUGCCUUCUCUGUGCUUUUAUGGACAGAGAUAAAUAAAAUUGUUUCUUUGUCUUUA